Molecule: messenger RNA, 2879 nt
Organism: Haliotis rufescens (red abalone)
Lineage: Eukaryota; Metazoa; Mollusca; Gastropoda; Lepetellida; Haliotidae
Product: tripartite motif-containing protein 2-like
Exons: 2
Coding region: 1-1944 (647 amino acids)
Biological process (GO): positive regulation of DNA-templated transcription
Cellular component (GO): chromatin; nucleoplasm
Molecular function (GO): zinc ion binding; ubiquitin-protein transferase activity
Source: RefSeq, a predicted model, not a curated record
AUGGCGACGUCGCAGGCUGAGAAAGUGACGGAGUUCCUCACUUGUGUGAUCUGCCAGGAACUGUACACAGACCCCUGUACACUGAGAUGUGAUCACACAUUCUGCAGGAAAUGUGUCACAGGAUACAUCCAAACAAGACCAGAUGCUAUACAGUCCAAAGCGAUCCCCUGUGCCUUCUGUCGACAAGAUACCAAGGUCCCCAGCCCCAGCAGGCCUGUGGAGGAGUGGGCAGGGCAGAUCAAACCCAGCAUCAUUAUACAGGGGCUGAUUGACACACAAGCUGACGUUGUCAAAACAGGUUCCGUUUCAUGUUGCUCUGUGUGUGAGAAGUUAGGGGAGACAACUCCGGGAGCCUCAUGGUGUUCCAUUUGUAAAGUGUCUCUCUGCGAGAGAUGUGUCAAGAUGCAUCGUGCAAAUCCUGCAUCACAUGGCCAUGAGAUCUGUGACCUUUCCGGGAAGGUGAAGGUGAAGAGGAGGCGCAAGAUCAUGUGCAGGGAACACAAGGAUGAAGUUGUAAAGCUUGUCUGUGAAGACUGCCACAAAGCUGUGUGUCAGACAUGUUGUGUUAUUUACCAUAGGAAAUGUGAGUCUGUCGUUACCUUAGAGUCAAUCUUGCCAACCAUGACCCACAAUUUGAGAGAGAAGGCUAAUGUAUUGUCAAAGAAUAUACACAGGAAACAAACAAUUGUUCAGAAUACAAACAAGAAGAUUAGCGGAAUUGAGAAAAAUAAAGUAGCAGCAGAAAGUCACAUCAAAUCUGUUGUUGAGAGAGUCAUCGCCAACAUCAAGCAGAAAAAAAAACAACUGAUAAAUAAAGUCAGGGAUAUUUCAGACAAACAAACUAUGCAACUUAAAGCAGUUGUUAAAUCUGAAGAGAUUGAGAUGCAGAUGUCCAAACAACAUUGUGAGUUCAUUGACCAGGCCUUGGUAUCGGACUGUGAGAUGGACCUGUAUGAUGCGUAUCAGGCCUGGGAGUCGAGGGUUGUGGAGUUGGGGGAUUUCAGGGACACAGACACAGUAGACAAACAGGAAAUAGAUGGCAUCAGGUUUAUGCCUGACAUACACAAUAUUCAGUACAUCUUGAAUGAGCUUCAGUUGGGGAAGAUUGACGUCACACGCCAGGAUCAAAGUACAUGUCUGCCGUCUCCAGUGCGGGUGGACAUGAUAGAUGGAAGGAUGGCGAGUGAUGAGGGGAAACCGGAUCUACAGGACAUCACAGUUCUAUUUGUAGACGGUAUACAAACAAUUGUAGUCAGUGACAUGGGGAACAAUUCAUUGAAAUCUUUCUACACCAGAAAAAAGAAGCCAUGUCAUAGUAAACUCCCCCUGGGUGAACUGCUAUGUUGUGUAACAAGGUUGAAGGAGAACCAGGUGCUGGUUUCUGUUGCUGCGUCCCGUGAGAUUGUCACAGUUGAAGUGACCCCAGACCUGAAGCUUCUCUCGACCAUAACAACAAGCAAAACGUACAUAAGUCUCGCUGUUCUGGGUCCUUCAUCUCUCGCAGCAGGUACUGAUGACUGUGUCGAUAUCCUGGACAUGGCGGGAUACGUGCUGAGGUCAGUCACCACACACAACAAGGAUGCAUUGUUUGCUAUGUCCUACAACAUGUGUGUCAACAACAAGGGCAACAUACUCGUGUCUGACUGUGAGAAGAAGUCUGUGACAUGUGUGACGCCAGAGGGGGGUGUUGUGUGGAGAUACGCCCCUACCGGAGACAGAGCUCUCAGUAUGCCUGCUGGUAUCACAACUACCAGCACAGGAGACAUCCUGCUUGCAGACAUGAAAGCCAAGAAGAUGAUACAGCUGACAGAUUCAGCGGAGUAUGUCGGAGAUGUUGCCACGUCACAGGCCGCACAUUGUGUUUUUUGCGCGAUACAUGUAGAUAGGCAUGACACACUGUAUGUGUGUGGUGAAAGUCAGAUACGCAAAAUCAAGUUCAUGUAGUCACAUCAAUGAUUGAAUUCAUCGGUAUAGCUUGGUUAAAACAAAUGAUUUCAAUUUGGAAGACAUGUUGUUUUUUUGUUGUAGGAUGAUCAAAUACACAAGAAAACCGAUCCUUCGAAAUGUCAUGUCUUAAGUCGAUUACUUCAUCAUAAAAUAACACUGUCAAUAACAAACAUGAUGGGCAGUUAAGGUAGUUAGUUCAGAAUGUUGCAAUCAAUGUGAUCAGUUCUUCAGACUUUAUUGUGAUGGAGUUGAUCCUGACCAACAGGUACAAUACUAUACCUGAAAAAUAUGAGGGGAAAAACACAGUUACACAUUUGUGUAAUUUUCUUGACAUUUGGUUUGUACUUAGAUACAUUUAUAAAUAAUGGCUAUAUUGUGUUUAUGCCCAGUACAUGUUUCAUUGUAUACAGGUACUAUAUAUAUGUCACAAUAUGUGAUUGCUUUUAAAUAAGAAACUCUGUUUUUAUUUAAAGGUGAGACUGCAUAGGAAAUGUGCCCAAUAUUCAUAUCUUAAUACUGUUGUUCAUACAAUGUAUAAAUUAGUUUGAAGACUUAGUUUGACUUGAAUGUGCUGUGCAUUUCUUGAUAUUUCGUUAGAAUGCUUACCCUUGUUCACAUUUUUUUAUUAUUUACCUACUUCUUGAAUAGUAUUUCAUCGUUCUUUGCACCGAAUAAGAAAUCGAAUGUAUUCUGCAUCACAACAUCGAGUAUACUAUUGUGAUGAAUAUGUGCACCAUCUUCUCUUUUCGAAAUAACUAAUAACAUUUUCCACAAUUGGAUAAAAUGUCAGUUCCAUGACAUGAAGAAAUCAAGUCGUGUUCUAGUCCUUCAUAAACACACCAGUUGUUUUGCGAACAUCCUUCCACAUAUUCGGACUUUGAAGCUAUUUUAAAAAAAAAAAAUUCCUAUUUUACUUGCAUAUUAUGAACAAA